Molecule: messenger RNA, 1251 nt
Organism: Musca vetustissima
Lineage: Eukaryota; Metazoa; Arthropoda; Insecta; Diptera; Muscidae
Product: angio-associated migratory cell protein
Exons: 3
Coding region: 1-1251 (416 amino acids)
Molecular function (GO): protein binding
Source: RefSeq, a predicted model, not a curated record
AUGCGUCAGAAUACACCUCCCAGACCAGCAGACAUCGACGAAGAUGCCGAAGAAAUCUAUUUGGACAAUGAUGCCCCACCAGAGGAUGAAGACGACUUGGAAAUGGAGGAAGUUACACUGGAGGAAUUAGAAGCCCGUCUGGGAAGCGGCGAUUACGGUUCCGACGAAGAAGACGAACGAAAAUCUCCCGUACAGGAUGAUGCCGUCUACACUUUCCAACAACAUUCAGCGCCAGUAUUUGCCUGUGCACUUCAUCCCCAAAAUGAUUUGUGUGCCACAGGAGGAGAAGAUGAUAAGGUUUUUGUAUGGAACCGAAAUACCGGUGAGGUGAUACAUGAAAUCACUGAGCACAAAGACACAGUCAUAGAAGUUCACUUCAAUCAUGACGGUACAUAUUUGGCUAGUGGCGACAUGGCCGGUGAGAUUUUCUUGCACAAAAUACAAGAAGGUAGUGGUAAUGGCGACAAGGAGGGUAGUCUGACUUUACGUAAAGUAUGGGAAUACUCCAUGGGUGAUAUGUCUUGGAUGCGUUGGCAUAAGGCAGCCAACGUGUUGAUGGCUGGCAGUGAAGACGGUGAAAUUUAUGUAUUCCGUUUGCCAGCUGGGGACUGCAAAAUCUUACCCGGCCAGGGAACGCGCUGUGAGGCGGGUGAUUUGACUAACGAUGGCAAGAAGCUGUUUACCGCCUAUAAUAAUGGCACUGUGAAAUUGUGGGAUAUUAAAUCCACAACAGCUGUAAUGGAAAUUGAUGAGCAACAUCCCAUGGUGCACCAGGAGGGCUCCACCACGGUUAGCUGCGACAAAGAGUUCCCAAUAUAUGCUUCAGGAGGAGAAAAUGGUAAAAUUGUGUUCAGUACUCCGAACGGACCGGUUGGUACAGUUGAUGCGGAUGGUGCUGUCGAAUGUAUAGCAUUUUCCCCAUCAGCCGAUUUUCGUAUGGCUGCCAGUGGAACUUUAAGUGGUCAAGUUGCAAUUUGGGAUUACUCGAAGUUGACUUUGCGUACACAAUGCGAGAAUACCGAUGAUGGUGUUACCAAAAUCCAAUGGAUUGGCGAUUUCACAAUUUUGGUAUCAACACUACAGGGAAAUGUUGUAGCCUAUGAUGCUCGUAGUGGUCAAAAGAAAUUUACCUUAUCCGGUCAUUUGGCUGAAGUAUAUUCCUUUGCUUAUGAUCCUAAAGAGUCAUUGCUGCUGACUGUAUCUGAAGACAACUCUGCUAAAAUAUUCAAAGUACCCCAAUUGGGUGAUUAA